AUGACCGAAGCUAUCCAGUGGUACAAAGCCAAGGAAUUGCAAUUUAAAUGGAACGAACAGGCCUCUGCCAAAGGAAUCCCAUUAUCUUUAGUACCCAACCUCAGAGAAAUGUGGGCGGCGAGAAGAAAGGAACUCAACCGAGACCCAGUCACCAGGCCCUGGAACGAAUCUCCUCCCCGUUCCUCCAGCCCUGAACAAAGCACACCUUCUAAACCCAAGGAUAGUGAUAGUAGCUCCGGUGGAUCCAACUCCAAGGGAAAGUCCGCCUCCAUGGUUCAAAUCCGCAUUGACUAG
This is a messenger RNA of Puccinia graminis f. sp. tritici CRL 75-36-700-3, 294 nucleotides long. RefSeq lists its product as uncharacterized. The transcript is spliced from 3 exons. Lineage: Eukaryota; Fungi; Basidiomycota; Pucciniomycetes; Pucciniales; Pucciniaceae. Bases 1 to 294 code for a protein of 97 amino acids. The record is from RefSeq and is a predicted model, not a curated record.